AUGGCGGUGAAACUCGGCCCUGGAUGGUGUGACAUGGCCAGACCCCCACCACUUCGAUGGUUGAGAGCAUUAGGUCUGAAGAAUCAUUGGUCGAAUGGUGGUCGUUGGUUUGGUUUGGUUUGGUUAGAUUAUCUGUUAUCUGUUGGAAAACUCGAAGACCUGAAUGAAGAAUCAUUCGUCUGCUUGAGUUUAUAUGGCGAGAAAAUCUCGCGAGAUCACAGAAUGGCCCCAGUAUUACAUGCCACCUCUAGACCGUUUGUUAUGUCCGGGAUUGAUGUAAGUAACUUUGAAGAACCGUUGAGAGAACGGGCUGUCUGCCCUAUUUGUCAGCAGAUCCUGCAGAAACCAAUGCAGUUAUCGUGUGGUCACCAUGUUUGUCUGAAAUGUUUAAAAGUGGUUUUCCAGAAUAAUGAUUCGGCUAUCUGUCCAGUUAAUGAUGAUGAUGACUGUAAAAAUAUCAACAGAAGUAAGGUAUUUCUGGAUGUCAGUGUUGGUAAACAAGUAGACAAACUCGUUGUUACAAACCCAAAUAUUAAAUCUGAAUUUAGUGCUGACAGCCGUUGGAACAAAACUCAGAGAUCCUCAAAUGAUAUAAACUCCAGAAUAUUGAAAAAUGAACAAGAUUUGAAAGAUCUUAAGUCGGUAAUUAUUUCCCAAUAUGAACAAAUUGAAUCUUUGGAUCGUAAAGUGUCAGAAUUGACCCACAAAAAUAAUUCACUAGAACAAGAUGGUUUAUUGAAAGAAGAAGAAAGGGUGAAGAAUCUUACACAAAUACAAAAUAAUGAUAUUGGGGCAGUCGUUAGUAAGGAUAGUCGGGCAGUCGUUAGUAAGGAUAGUCGGGCAGUCGUUAGUAACGAUAUUGGGACAGUCGUUAGCAAAUUUGGUACCAUCAAUCGUAUGGCAGGCCCAAACUAUCCAAUUGAUGCAAAUGAAAGUCGUCAUUAUGUUAAAUAUAGAUUGAAAAGGGUUGCAAGGAUUGUCGUGAGAGCAAAUGUUCAUGUUCAGGGGAAUCAGUAA
Messenger RNA from Lottia gigantea (owl limpet), 1017 nucleotides. RefSeq lists its product as hypothetical. Lineage: Eukaryota; Metazoa; Mollusca; Gastropoda; Lottiidae. The coding region runs from base 1 to 1017 and encodes 338 amino acids. The record is from RefSeq and is a predicted model, not a curated record. The transcript has 8 exons.